Molecule: messenger RNA, 1056 nt
Organism: Lathyrus oleraceus (garden pea)
Lineage: Eukaryota; Viridiplantae; Streptophyta; Magnoliopsida; Fabales; Fabaceae
Exons: 1
Coding region: 1-1056 (351 amino acids)
Source: RefSeq, a predicted model, not a curated record
AUGACAACUCCAAGGAGAAACACUUUCACGCUUAAGUACAAGGAACCUAAGCUGGAUAGUCUGAAGGGUUUGAUCUAUGAUUUGACUCUCAAUAGACGUGAUGAGUUCGGAAAAAACAAUGGGAAAAUUUUGAGUCUUCUAACUAAGAAAGUUGACUAUGGAAUUAUCGGCUCUUUGGCACAAUAUUAUGAUCCACCUUUACGCUGUUUCACAUUCGUUGAUUUCCAACUAGCUCCUACUUUGGAAGAAUUUGAGAGAGUCGUAGGUCUCAAAUUGAAGGAUUUCAAUCCAUUUCCAAAGCUCGAAGAAGAAGCGGGCCCAAAGAAGAUAACUUCAGCCCUAAGUAUCAAUGUCCCGACUGUUCGAGACAAUUGGGUUGAAAAAGGGGGUUGCAAAGGUUUUGCCGCGAUGUUUUUGGAAGAUUUAGCUCUGGAGUUCAAGAAAAAGGGAAAUUGGAAUGCAUUCUAUGUUGUGUUGGCUUUAUUGAUCCAUAGGAUCGUGCUCUUCCCAAAUGUUGAAAAAUUUGUGGAUCAGGUAGCCAUAAAAGUCUUUCUCUUUGGCAAUCCCGUACCAUUUCUCUUAGCUGACAUUUACCAUGCCCUUCACGCUCGAUAUGAAAAGAGGGGUGGAACUUUGUUGUGCUGUGCUCCUUUGCUUUAUACUUGGUUCAUGCAACACAUGCCCAAAGAAGGCCCUUUUGUCGCAAAAGAACUUAAGUCUCCUAAAAAAUUAGCUUCUCCCACUGCAAGUUCCAUCAGAUGGUAUAUCCGAGAGUGGGAAACCCCAGACAUUAUAGUCAGCUGUGGGGAAUUUCCUAAUGUACCUUUGUUGGGUACUAAGGGUUGCAUCAAUUAUAACCCUAUGUUAUCUCGAGUGCAGCACGGUUACUCCAUGGAUGGCCCCCCUGGCGCAAAGGACUUACAACCAUUUGUGCUCUUUGACAUCCAAGCAAGCAAUCCUGAUGUAAGAGCAGUACGAAAGGAUUGGUUAAAGGUUGUUACGAAGGGUAAAGAGUUUGGAAAAAGAAACCUUCUCGCCAGAGAAUCUUACACCUGA